This is a messenger RNA of Trichoplusia ni (cabbage looper), 2369 nucleotides long. RefSeq lists its product as uncharacterized. The record is from RefSeq and is a predicted model, not a curated record. Lineage: Eukaryota; Metazoa; Arthropoda; Insecta; Lepidoptera; Noctuidae. The transcript has 3 exons. The coding region runs from base 1292 to 2101 and encodes 269 amino acids.
AAUACUCUUUUUAGAAUUUGGUCCGAUUUUAAAUGGCAAUAUCGAAGAAGUAAUUUUAUCUUAUCGGUAAAAAACAUAUUUUAAUUUCGUGGCAUUCAAGCACCAGUUAGUUGACUUUCUUGGCAAGGUUUGGCUAUAACCUCAAGCAAUAUCUACUUUACUGGAGUAGUUUUGUCAAAAGCAGUAUAUGGGACUGGCGGGAUCAUUAAAACUGUCACUGUUUUAAAUAUAUGGGAAAAGAUCACAGGUAAUCUUCCGUUCCUAAAAUUCGGCUCUAUUUAUCCCGCUUGUCAUGAUUUCCUGGUUUUACCGUUUAGAUGCGUUACUUUGAUGAUGCACAAUAGUUGUUAAAUGAAAAAUAAGAAUAGGAAGAGACACAGAAAGGGUAUUGCUUUUUGUCAAAAUUUUUGCCUGUCAGUACACGACAUGCGCUAGGAAAAAAACUUAUUAAAUAUAACCACAGAGGAGACAGUUAUCACAAGUGCUUUAUAACAGAAACAAGUAAUACAUUUUACAAUUGCUACUAAAUUACGACUACUCCUUUCCUUGUGCGUAAGUCAUUUACGCAAAUUUAUAAAUACAGAGACACCUCGUAAACAAAAAGCAGCCGUUAUUAGCAUAGGAACAUGUUUAUAGUUGUAGAAACUGAGUAAAUUACUCGCGAUUAUUGAAUAUAACUGCGGUUGGGAAAAUUGUAUUGUUCAAAAGAAUUUUAUGGCAUGGAAAUUAUCUUUGUCAUUUAAAGAUAGUCAAUAGGCAACCCUGCUGGGUAUGGACUCUUUUGUUAGCCAUAGCUAGGAUUGAAACACCGCUAGUUUGUUUAUUAUAAUGGUUUUUACUUUCUAAGUGAUUUUUAAACGUGACAUGUAAACUGUUAUAUCGAAUGUAAUUUCAUCAACUUAAAACAUGUAACUUUCAACUGGCUGAUACAAUUUUCCAUCUUAGUCGCGAUAAAGCGUUUCGAUAGGUUUCGUGUCAGUUCCAAGAAACAAUCUCAAUGAAACCAAACUGAAUGCGUAGGGCCAUGGAUCUUAAAGACUACUACCGCCAUCUAUGUAAAUAACGAGACGAGUAAAAAUGUAGAGUCCUAAGAAUAUUUAUUAAUUACGGCUUAAAAUUAAAGAAACCGGUAUUAUUUUGUUAUCAAAACACCCUAUAAGUACAAAAGAGACAAUUAUUUGUUAUUGUUAUGCUCUAGUACGAACAUUGCGUUUACCCAUUACAGUAAGAACCGAAGCAUGGAACAAUCACGCGCAGCGCGGUACCUCUUAGUUCUAGACGCGGCUUCAAGAUGGCAGCACCUGUUUUGUGUGUGUUGCUACUUGCUCUACAAGUGGUGUGCGGCAGUGAACAUUACAGAAGCGAUAAUUUAAUGGACCGGCUGAGCAGUGGAAUGAAAUUUGCACAGAAUUUACUUGGAUCAGAAUCAGUGGCAUUAAAAGUAGCCGAGUUCGUCGUAAGAGCUUUUCAAACAGGAAACAAAUCGUCUACAAAUCGCAGAUGGCCACAAAACGAAGUCCAUAGCGAGGAUUCUUCGUACAGUGAAAGCGAUACCUAUUCCCAUGAUAAAGGACCAGACUAUGACGUCAAUGAAAUUCACAGUCCGAUGACACCUCUUCGUCAAAUAGUAAAACUGUUUGGAUUGCAGCCGAGCCAAAUAAGUGCGGUAGCUGUCAAUGCUUUGGUGUUCGUUGCACAAAUGAUAUCUACAUUCUUAUCGGGACCUCGUCGGCCAGGUAAACCAUAUAGAUCAGACGACCCCACGACAUGGAUUCUAAACAAAAACUCGAGGAACCUCCAGGACUUGAUAGCAGCCGCUAAGAACGAAUCCCUUCCUGACACUAUCGAUGACUUAAUCAAACAGCAAGGCACUGAAGAAGAAACAAGUUGCAUCCGACUUUUAGUAUGCAAAGUCACACCAUUUAUUUCUAGAAUGCAGAACACAGUAUUUGGGAAAGAAGACGGCAAGAAGGAUGAACGGUCCUCAAACGAACUCCACGGUGCGGCAAUCAUGUACCGCCAUCUACCGACAGCAGAUGAAAUUAAAACGAGAAACGACAUUUGCGAGCAACAGCACAGAGAUUGUAAUCUCAAUGAAUGAAAACUCGAAUGUAGUGAUAAUUUAUUGUUUUAUAGCAUUUUAUUGUUGAUAUUUAACUAUCUUAUACUCCUUUUUUUAUAAUUACCUAUUACUAUAGCUUUAUAUCUAGAUUGUUGAAACUGUAUGAUUUGCUUAACGAUAGAUUUUUGUAGAUGUAACUAUAUUUGAACUACCUUGAUCAUUUUUGUAGGGAGUUUUUUACCUAAAAUAAAAUCAUUUUUGAUGUGGUCCCGUCAAUUUUCAACUGCUGGGUGAACAGCCCUAUUCG